Pelagomonas calceolata is the source of this 834-nucleotide messenger RNA. The record is from the annotation of a GenBank genome assembly. NCBI's taxonomy places the organism in Eukaryota, Pelagophyceae, Pelagomonadales, Pelagomonadaceae.
GGCCUGUCCGGCGCGCUCAAAAGGCAGCCGAAAAGGGCGGCCAAAAGAGGCACCCGGGGCAGCCCGGACGCACGGCUCCAACCAGUUCCAAAGGGCCAAAGGGAGAGGCAGCCAUGGCCGACGAGGAGUCCAAUUACAAGGUCGAGUACCUCGACUGCGCCGAGGACGCGCCCGAGGAGGAGCGCGUCUUCACCUGGAUCGCGCGCGCGGGCAAGGCCCGAGUGACGUACAACUCCGGCGCCGUGUAUGAAGGAGAGUUUAAUGAUGAGAAGAUGAAGCACGGCCAGGGCAAGUACACGUGGAUGGCGGCCAGCGAGGAAGAAGGUGUGGAAGAACAGGUCGUCUCCGCGACGUAUGAGGGCGAGUACAAGGACGGGAAGCGCGACGGCGUCGGGACCAUGACCUAUCCUAAUGGUGAUGUGUAUACGGGCGAGUGGAAGGAGUCGAAGAUGCAUGGGGUCGGCACGUACAAGUACAAGGCCUCGGACGAUAUUUAUUCGGGCGCCUACGUCGAAGGCUUGAAGGAGGGCGCGGGCACGUACGAGUUCGGCAAGUGCAAGUCGAAGCUCGACGGGACGUGGGAGGGCGGCACGUUCAAGGAGGGCGAGUGGCAGUUCAAGGACGCCGGGUCCUACGUCGGCACCUUCGCCAAGGACGGCCAGCCCAUCGGGCCGGGCAAGUACAACUUCCUGACGGCCACCGGCGACUUGAUCACGCAGGAGGGCGCGUACGAGCCGGACGGCGAGGUGCCCGAGGCCGCCGAGGGCGAGGAGGCGGAGCUGCCGCCCCGGAAGUGGGUCGGCGUGCCCGUGAAAUAGGCUAUGUUGCGUAAGG